Molecule: messenger RNA, 1317 nt
Organism: Ornithodoros turicata
Lineage: Eukaryota; Metazoa; Arthropoda; Arachnida; Ixodida; Argasidae
Product: glycoprotein 3-alpha-L-fucosyltransferase A-like
Exons: 1
Coding region: 49-1260 (403 amino acids)
Cellular component (GO): membrane
Molecular function (GO): fucosyltransferase activity
Source: RefSeq, a predicted model, not a curated record
UUGUGAAAUCACUGACCAUCGAAUACACAAGGCAACAAUCUGGUAGAAAUGAACAAGGAACCACAGGAAUGCGAAGCAGCACCAAAUGGACAGCUCUCGGUGCCUCGGAGAUUGAUAAGGCGUCUCUAUCAUGCCAUUAUCUUGUUCGCCAUUGCCGUUGUUGCGUACAACAACGUGUUAGGGACGUUCAGCGUGGCGCCUCGUCAGGUCACCGAACCCACGACUGAAACGGAUCCAACGAAACCAAGGUUUCCUGUUGUGCUGAUAUGGAACGCAUUCUACGGUAAUUUCGCGACUAAAUACUUGACGCAAGAUAGAGCAGAUAAGUGUCCUCAUCGCUGUAUCUUCACCCGUGAUCGUUCAAGGGCUAACGAAAGCGCCGCUAUUGUAUUUCACACACAGAAUUUCAAAGCGGAUGAGCUUCCUUACAGACGAAGUGAAAAACAAAUCUGGGUGCUUUUCGGAAUGGAAUCACCAGUCCACACUUACCGCGCGAUUCUUGCGUUGAACGGCCGCAUCAACUGGACGCUCAAUUACCGCCGCGACUCCGAUAUCCCGUUCCCGUACGAAUACAACUUCGUCAGGCUUAGCAGGAAAGGAAACUACUCCUUGGAACGUACGCUGAACAAGACACGGAUGGCUGCGUGGUUUGUGUCUCACUGUGAUAGUCCCAGUGGCCGAUCAAUGUUUGUGAAGGAGCUUCAGAAAGUGAUCGACGUCGACAUCUACGGCAGCUGUGGCACACGCAGGUGUCUUCCACCCGGAAGUGGCGAAUGCUACGAGGUGCUCUCCAGCAAGUACUACUACUACCUCUCAUUCGAGAAUUCUCUGUGCCGAGAUUACGUAACGGAAAAGUUCUACAGCGUGCUCGGCUAUGAUGUCGUGCCCGUAGUCAUGGGAUACGCAAACUAUUCUGCCUUUUCCCCGCCUGGCUCGUAUAUCGAUGCCCUAUCAUUUGACUCGCCUCAGCAAUUGGGGGUUUAUAUGUGGAGAACCGUGCAUGACUGGGGGAACUACAGUUCCUUUUUCGAUUGGAAGCGAGAGUACAAGGUUUACACUGACAGGCUUCAAGCGGCGUGCCGUCUAUGUGAGAAGAUCUACAGCUAUGACUACCAAAUUAAGGUCUAUACGGAUAUAGAGAAGUGGUUCUUCGAGGGUGGAAAAUGUUGGAGUUGGAAACCGAACAUGCGAAAACCACUACUAGACGAGCAAUGGAAUGUGACACCCGUCCCCUUCAACGAUGAAAGAUGGUUGCUGUAGAAGGGAAUAUUGUUAUUGUUAUAGUUGCAUAAUUAUCUUGGACUCGUUGAAAGUAAA